AUGAGAAGGCGAGGUGUUAAGAGGUCCCACGUGCGGCCGCGGUCGCCGGCGGCGCUCUUCCCCGAACUUUUUGCAAGCCGCGACCUUCCGGAAGUGAAAAAGUUCAACGGAAGCUUUCACAUGGGAGCGGAAGACUUAAGAUAUUUCGCUGUUACGAGGUGGCAGCGAUCAGAAUGCAUUGGAGGUUUUGUUUGCAGUGAUGAUUUCGAGGACCGGUCGGGGUUAUUACGCGGCACAUGCGCCCAAAGCAAACACAUAUCGGCUCAUUACUGGCGUGACGCGGCGGGGAGGCGGCGGGGAGGCGGAGGGCGGCACACAGAGGGCGAGGGC
Messenger RNA from Brenthis ino (lesser marbled fritillary), 330 nucleotides. NCBI's taxonomy places the organism in Eukaryota, Metazoa, Arthropoda, Insecta, Lepidoptera, Nymphalidae. The record is from the annotation of a GenBank genome assembly.